AUGCCUUCAAUAACAAAGCUAUGGCUCUCCACUCUAAAGGACCCCAACUGCGUCUCCACGCCUGAAUUCCAACAACUCAUCACCGAGCUGCUCGAUUUCUGCUCUUCGUACACGAAUCCAACGAAAGAUGCGAGAGCCCCAUCCAUGCACGCAUUCUUCCAAGAUACUCAGGAUCCAUCGAAGCUCUUCAUGAUCACCGGGUACCCCUCACAGGAGAUGAAUACAGAGGCAGAUAAGGUAUACGCGGAGCGAUAUCUGCCCCGUAUGUUCAAAUUCGUUCAGCAUAAGGCGCUCUACCAGAUUGACGUUGAUGUUCGAACACUGCCACUGAAUGGCCAGGUUGUCGUUGCCGUGGGCAAGAAUCCCGAGCAGUGGAAGGAUGAGAAGAGCGUUGGUGCCUGGGAUUAUUGGCGCGAGACACGGGGGAUCAAGGUCGAGGAGGCGGAUAAGCUGUGGGUACAGGUUGAGGAGUGGGAUGAGAGUUCUGCUGGGGCUUCGACUUCGACUCCUAUUGAUGGCGGGGUGAUGCGUCUAAAGAAUAUCGGGAGCUCGUGA
Penicillium taxi is the source of this 555-nucleotide messenger RNA. RefSeq lists its product as uncharacterized. The transcript has a single exon. Lineage: Eukaryota; Fungi; Ascomycota; Eurotiomycetes; Eurotiales; Aspergillaceae. The record is from RefSeq and is a predicted model, not a curated record. Bases 1 to 555 code for a protein of 184 amino acids.